Messenger RNA from Salvia hispanica, 984 nucleotides. RefSeq names its product putative transcription factor At2g01370. NCBI's taxonomy places the organism in Eukaryota, Viridiplantae, Streptophyta, Magnoliopsida, Lamiales, Lamiaceae. Gene Ontology annotation, cellular component: nucleus. The record is from RefSeq and is a predicted model, not a curated record. Gene Ontology annotation, biological process: regulation of DNA-templated transcription.
UACAUUCUCCAAAGGCGUAUAGCAGUUGGUUUAUUAAAUUGUGAUUUUCUAUAAAAAAAAAUAUGUUAGGGCAACGAAGAGGCCGCUGAUUUUGAUUUUGAAUUUGAAUUUGCGCCCAAACCAGAACAAUGAAGAAGAAAACCAUAUGGCCGCCUAGAGUAUUCAGCGACGAGGAUGAGAUUUUGGUGCUGAAAAGGCUUGCGGAUUUCUGGGGUGAUGGGAAGAACUGCAAGUGGACUAAGUUCCACCGUUUCGUCAAGGAUGAUCUUUCUAAGCCGUAUACGAGGCAUCAGGUGGCGGAGAAGAUCCGACGCCUCAAUAACAAGUUCCAUCGCUAUGGAGCGGAUCCCGAUUUGUCGACCCCUCAUAAAUCGGCUGUGUAUGAGCUUUCUCGAGCUUUGUGGAAAGAUGAAGUUAAAAAGAGGAAAAGGAAAAGGAAGGAGAAGAAGAUUGGAUUGGAUGAAUUUGAGUGCAAGUAUCCAUACUUGUGUGCUUCGUUUAAAAUGCCUGGGUGUCCCGUGGUUUACUUGGAUGAAUUGGUUUUGAUUGGGAGAGAGAAAGCGGGGCAGCUUGAGAAGCAAUGGAGGGAAGUCUAUGCUCAGCAGCUUCGCCUUCAGCUAGGAGGAGAGUCUUAUGAGGAAAUGGCUGCCAAACCUAGUAGAGAGGACUGAAGCCCCGUUGAGGACGAUGAACCAGUACGCUCUCCCUGUAGUAGCGCGUCUCCCUGAAACUAUUCCUCAUGUGGACACUAACUUGGGAUUUAUGUUGUGUAGUUGUGUUUCAUUUUGUGAAGUACUAAAACUAGUGUUAUCUUGAGUUGUGGAUUGAGAAACUUCGAAGUUAUCUUUGCAGACUACAAACUUUUGUGUCGUAAUUAGUUUGUCUUGUCGAGCUUUUAGAGCAAAUGGCGAUGAAUUGGCGGAGAAGUUUCAGAUGUGUUGCUAAUUAUUUAAUGGUUUGUGAUAUUUAUGGAAUUGUGUUCUU